Temnothorax curvispinosus is the source of this 3834-nucleotide messenger RNA. RefSeq names its product nucleolar complex protein 4 homolog B. The record is from RefSeq and is a predicted model, not a curated record. The transcript is spliced from 6 exons. Lineage: Eukaryota; Metazoa; Arthropoda; Insecta; Hymenoptera; Formicidae. Gene Ontology annotation, cellular component: Noc4p-Nop14p complex; nucleolus; small-subunit processome. Bases 210 to 1784 code for a protein of 524 amino acids. Gene Ontology annotation, biological process: ribosome biogenesis.
ACCUAGCCUAGACGACGUCGGGAGACUCGGGGACCAGACGUGGUGAUUUUUUACGGUCGCCUUUAUGUCGAAGACGCGUGAUACUCCGUGAAGGGUAGCGGCGUCGGAACAGCUGUCCACACCGUCGAUCGUCCUCGGUCACCUGCUGCCAUUCACGUAGUUCCCGCGAGGUCUUCCGAGCGCGCGGCUAGGGGUGAGAUCGGGUCGCGAUGACGGACGCGUCGAAUUUACCGGGCGCCUCCACGGGGCAGAGGGCGAUGUCGAGGAUGCUGCGGCAGCGGGCCCAGGAGUUCCUCGCCUCGCGGAAGCACGCGAACAACCUGGUGGAGAUAAUCGGUUACUGGGACGAAUCCACCUGUUCGUGCCUGCUGACGAUAGAGACGAUGUUCGUGGAGGUGCUGAGACGCGGCGAUAUGUACACGGAACGUACGAUAGCCCUUACAAUUUCGGAACCUAACCCAGAAUCUCGCUAUACCACCUGGCUGAGAAAUUGCUACGAAGACGUCUGGAAGAAGAUACUAGCAUCUAUGGAGAAGAAUCGGUCGACUAUUCAACUGCAAGCCCUUACCACUGCGAUGAAGCUGAUGGCGGAAGAGGGUAAAGCGCCAAUGGAGCCGCACGAUAAUCCAGGAUAUCACUUUCCUCUACAUCGUUUAAAGCUUAUCCUCAUGACUCUACUCUCUCCCGAAAAGGAUAAUACUAAUUUAAUAUCGAGAUUCCAAGAGAUCACCGGAUACCCUGACGUUUUAUAUUAUACGUGGAGAUGCCUGCCCUCUCUUACACCGAAAAAGCCACCGAAUGAAGUUUAUACUAAGAAUCUUUUGGAACUUAUAGAUAAAAUACCACUGCCAAGAGAAGAAAAAGCAUCUGAAAUGUCGGACAAUAGAGAACUUUUGUGUGGACCGCAACAAGAUGCUGCAUUUACAUGGGAUCAAUCAAACGUUAAACGCGCCCUAAACAAGGUCUGGGCUUGCAUUAUGCACUGGGACGUGCAGUCCAGACUAACGCCGCAGUUACACAAACAGCUGCUGAUAGUUUUGUUGGAACGAGUCAUGCCGCAUUUAGAAAAACCAGUACUGUUAACCAAUUUUUUGAUGGACUCCCUGGACGCGGACGGUCCUAUCGGUGUACUCGCGCUGCAAGGCGUAUUCAUACUCGUCACCAAACACAAUUUAGAAUAUCCAAACAUUUUCACCAAACUGUAUUCGAUGUUCGAGCCUGAGAUCUUUCACACGAAAUACAAGGCUCGUCUAUUCUACCUGUCCGAUCUGUUUCUCAGCUCGACACAUCUACCGGAAGCAUUAGUAGCGGCGUUCGCGAAGCGACUUGCGCGUCUAACAUUGGUCGUGCCACCGGAGGACAUCCUAAUAAUCCUGCUUUUCGUGGGCAACCUGUUGCUUCGACAUCCAGGGCUGAAGAGGCUGAUAGAUCACCCGCAAGGCGGCGAGGUCCCCUCGAACGCGAGUACUGGAGCGGGCGAUCCAUUUCUCAUGGAAGAGCGCGAUCCAUUGCUGAGCAACGCAUUGUUAAGCAGCCUCUGGGAAAUCCGGGCAUUGCAGUGGCAUAUUCUACCGAGUAUUGCAACCGCUGCGCGUUUUAUUCACGAGCCGCUGCCUUCGAUUGAAUAUGACAUGGCAUCGGCAUUAGAACGUACUGGUGGCCAUCUUUUCGAGAGCGAACUGAAGAACAAAGUCAAAGACAUCAUGCUGACGUUUGAGAGACCAAACUCUAUGGCGCUGCCAAAGGGAGAGAAAUUGUUGCAAUAUUGGCAGCUCACGCAUUGAUCCUGUAUGCGGCGUGAUCACGACGCCGAGAGUGCAAUACAUCGUGAAAAAAGGGCCGUCAUUGUCGAUGUCAUCGACGAGAUUAUGAGCCGAGGAUGACACUCGUGUUUCAGGUGAAGAAUAAAGACUUUUUGUGUUUUAUAUGGCAUAUCUAUACGACGAGGAAAACGAUACAGCGUAAUUUUUCUGUGGCGUUGAGCAUAUACGUUUAAAAUAUUUAAAUAAAUUUGUGUAUAAUCUUAUCGAUCGCGAUACGGAACAAGAAAAAACUGCAUAUUUGCUUUUUACUGUUUAUAUCAGUUACUGUUUAUGUCAGUAUGUAAAUUGAUAGCUUAUGUAUCUUACGCAUAAAUUAUGUGCAAGUGCGUAACGCUGACUCUUAUUUAACUCUUUCGCUGCUCUUUAUCAUUUCGUUAUGAAUUAUCAUUGUGCGGUAAGUUUCUUUGAACUUUGCUUAAAUAGAAUAAGAAUUCAUGGCAGUUUAACAUAUCAUUUUCUAUAUCUUGCACAUGUGUAAAAAAGAAAACACAAAUAUAAGUCUGUGAUUGCAGUUGAUUAAUUUUUCUUUCUCGACUUAAAAACAUUUUAUUUCAGUAUCAAUAGACAAUUUACAAAAAAAAAAUGUAAUUAUUUGUGUUUAUUUUUAUAGUUAACAAAAGAUAACUGUAAUCUGUAUGUACAUAAACGAAAAAUCUCGUAUCAUUUUUCAUUGUGUAAUACGUGCAACUCAGCUUAUUUUAUUUUUGGGAUCAAAAAUUUGAGUUAUAAAAAUAACAUUUAUAUAUAUCUGUAAAUAUAUUCUAUAUAUUGUAGAUCUAUAUAUACUUGCAAAUAUACAAGGUGUUUUAAAAGGUUACUGCCAAACUUAAGGAGCGUAGAGAGGUCAAAAUAAAACAAAUUUUUAUUAAGGUUUUGUUAAGAAUUACGUGAGAUAUAUGGGAUAUUUGAGAGAGUGCAGAGUUCUGUCUGACGAUACAAUGCUUGCAUUGAACGUGGAACGUCGCCAAUUCGAACAUCUUUUGUAAAUUCAGUUUGCAAGCUAAUGUAAUCCUUAACAAACCUUAAUAAAAACCUUAAAACACAAAAUAAAGCUAGUGGAAGAGUAGCAAAUUACGAUUAUUUUGGUAUAUUGGUAUAUUAUCCAAGUUCCAUACAUUUAAAGGCCUGAUUCGGGAUUGCUUCGGAGAACAUAGGUUCCUAAUCGAAGGUUGUUCUAUCUUGACCUUUCUAUACGCUCCUUAAGUUUGGCUUCUUAAGUAACCUUUUGAAAUGCCUUGUAUAUAAAUGUUAUAAUUUCUUUCGACAAUUAUUUAUAAAUAAUAAAAAACUCGCGUGUUUACAUUAAAAUAUUGAGUUGAACCUGAAAUAAGCUAACAUGUUAACUGAGAUCAUUGAGUCGAAGCUGAAAUAAACUAACGUGCUAACUCAUUUAUUUGCCAUAUAUAAAAAUAGAAUUUAUAUAGUUAUAUAUCAAUUUCAAUUCUUCGAAAACGAACUUCUGGUCGGUGCAGCGAAAGAGUUGAAGUUACUAAUCCUUCCUGAUAUUAUAAAGAAAUGGAUAACUGAUAAACGUCUAAUCCUAAAGAUAAUUUGCAUAAUUUGCAAAAUCCGUAACUCUGCCGGUUAUCGAAUACAACGUUCUCGAAUAGUGACUUUUUUGUAUGCGCGAACAUAUGAGGUAAUAAACUGAGAUAUUUUAAUUUAACAGAUAAUUCUAAUUUACUUUUACGAUAUAAAACUGUUGAUAUACAAAGCUUCGUAUUCCCAACACAUAGGUAAGCACGAUUCAAUUGUAAUUUUGAAUGUAAUCUAUUCGGUAACCUAUAUUUCUCAUAUAACGUAUAUUUUCGUCAUUAGCCUUCUUUGAUAUGUCAUAAUUCUGUAUAUUUGCGCUUCAUUCAUAUUGUCUCUUAUAUGUAUAUACAAACGCUUUUAUGUACAUCAGUAAAUCGAUAAGUUAUUAUUAUUACAGUAUCCAUUAUGUAUGAUGUCGCUUUGUGUCCAAUACCUGAAAAAACCAUAAUAAAACGGGUUGUUAAUUUUGAUUUAA